AUGGCUCGUGUUUUUGCGUAUGGAACCCUUAAAAAAGGCCAGCCCAACUACCAGCACAUGGUAAAUGGUAUCCAUGGGAGAACAAAAUUCCAAGGCAGGGGACACACCGUGGAGAAAUACCCUUUGGUGAUUGCAGGAAAAUAUAAUGUUCCUUUUUUGCUGAACAUCCCAGGAACUGGACACCAUGUUACUGGAGAGAUUUAUUCUCUUGAUGACCAGAUGCUGCAAUUCCUUGACGAAUUUGAAGGUUGCCCAGACAUGUAUCAACGUACUCCAGUGAGAAUUGUAGUAGUAGAGUGGGAAGGUAAAAGCAGUGCACCUGAAGAGAGGCCAGCUGUUAACAGCAUUAUGGAAUGCUUUGUGUACAGCACAACUACCUACCAGCCCGAGUGGAUAAAUCUCCCUUACUAUGACAAUUAUGAUUCCUUAGGGAAUCAUGGUCUUCAUUAUGUGCUACGUGAAAGUAGAGAUUAAAAAUGGAAGGUAACACAAUGUAUUAAGAAAAUGCACUAAACACAUGUUGAUCACAAGCCUCUCUCAAGUAAAUCUAGAAUACUUUUAUUGAAGCACCUAAGACCUUUUGUAACCUUUCUAACCACAAAAGCAUUGAUUCUAACAUCAUUAUCAUAGAGAUACAGACUCUAAUGCCAAGCCUGGCAAAAUUUUACUUGUUCCCUCGGCCAAGAUGAAUAAUUGUUUUUGAUGGGUGAGUAAAAUACUUUGUGUUUGGGUUUUUUCUUUCUUUUGUAAAAUCAAGGUAAAAGGGCAGCUGAGUAGAAGGGUUUUUCAAGCUAACUGGUAAAGUUUCAUGUCAGUUUUCUAAAACUGGUAAAACAAUAGUGCUACUGCAAGAUAAUGAAAUAUGGCUGAUUUCAGUAUAUUGGAAAAACAGCUCAGAUUACUUCACGACAAUCCGCAGUCAGUAUAUGUCUCAAAAGAAAACAAUUACAUCUAUGUCAAAUGCUGUAAGAAAAAAAAAAGUGAUAGAAAAAGUAGUAAAGAGAAUUAAAAAAGCCUGAAAAUAGAAUGAACUUCUCACUGUGAGGUGUAACCAACUGUACUGAAUUUUGUCUGUUAAAGCUAACUUGAUUGUAACAAUUGUUUGUAAAAUCCACUGGGUUUAUAAAAUGUAUUAGGAUAAAAUCUUGGGAAUGUACAGGAGUUAAAUUUAAAAUGUUUUUAUUUUGUCCCACUAGACCAUACCAGCACUUUUGGUGCCAUUACAGUCUACUGAGUAAAUGUGUGCUCAGGGACUUUGUAAAAGCUGAUUUUACCUGCCCAAUACAUUAUAGGACUGUUUUAGCAAAGUACUUAGUGAUAUAAUAGCUCAUAACUCUCUAGGAAAUCUUUAAUGCAAAAAUCACAAAUACAUGAAACUGAACUGUUUUUUUGUAAGCAAAGACCUUUUUUUAAUAUUUUUUAAAUGUAAAAAAGGAUUUAGUCCUUUUUUUCUUUUGCAUUAUUUAGGCAAACACUUUUUUCUCUUGCCGCUUGAUACCCAGUAGGUCCUCUACUUUGCAUGUAAUAUUCACAGAGCACAUGCUACAUUCAUUGUACAAACCUGUCAAUGAGGGGAGGGUGUGUGUGUGUGAAAUGUAAUCUGUAGAAUAAGCCAAAUUACACUUUGUGUGGUUCCUUGCACUGGGGAUACAACAUCAAGGUUAUAUACGAGGGAUCGGCAACCUUUGGCAUGCGGCUUGCCAGGGUACGCCCCCCUGGCGGGCUGGGCCAG
Messenger RNA from Terrapene triunguis (Three-toed box turtle), 1732 nucleotides. It is a transcript of the gene GGACT, whose product is annotated as gamma-glutamylamine cyclotransferase. The coding region runs from base 1 to 474 and encodes 157 amino acids. The record is from RefSeq and is a predicted model, not a curated record. NCBI's taxonomy places the organism in Eukaryota, Metazoa, Chordata, Testudines, Emydidae. The transcript has a single exon. Gene Ontology annotation, molecular function: gamma-glutamylaminecyclotransferase activity.